AGUCGUAUCUUCUUUUUUUUUUUGACACGGUAAUAUCGCAAAGGAAAUGAGGAUAUUUUAAUAGCCAUUUUUUUCCCCUCCUGACAAAAGUAGAAAGUAAUAUUUUUUUUUAAUUUGUGUACAAAGUAUCGAGCACAGAGUGAGAAUGUCGGGCAGAACGGUUCGAGCAGAGACGCGCAGCAGAGCGAAAGAUGAUUUUAAAAAAGUUAUGGCUGCAAUUGACAAAGUCCGGAGAUGGGAGAAGCGCUGGGUGACAGUAGGAGAAACUUCUCUUCGAAUCUUCAAGUGGGUCCCUAUCAUAGACCCCAGGGAUGAGGAGAAGUCCAGAGUGCUUGACGGUCCAAUGGAGAGACAGACUGAGAGAGAGAAGAGACCCAGAGGGGCGGGGCUUAAGCACAACCCUGCCCUCCUUAUGAUGGAUCUCAAUGAUGAGAACAGCAAUCAGAGCUCGUUUUCGGAGGCCUCUCCAGCGAAGGGGGACAGCAGUGGCAGCCCCAGCCCUUCCCCCGAGAGGAGCCGAGCCCCCUCCCCGAAUACUGCGCCCCCCGUGGGCAGAGCAGAGGAACCGCAACCCCCUACUCUGGGACAGGAGCCCCCGCCAACCAGCCCCCUGCAGGACUCGUCUCUUCUCUCCGAACAUUCCCAGGACCCUCCUCUGCUGUUUAAAGAAGAUUCGCUCCCUGAGACUCCAGCACACAAGGACUCCAGUGUGGGUUUGGAGCCCCCUGCUGGUGACAGCAGCAACAGCAGCAGCAGCAGCAGCAGCAGCAAUAGCAGCAGCAGAGUGUCUCAGGACCCCAGUGAAGACCAUUCCUGUCCGGCACCCCCCCUCAAACGCUUCUGCACCGAGGAGAACCAGAGCUAGCAGUACUGCUCUCUCGCCCUUCCCUUUCCCCUCCCCCCUCCCUCUCUCCUCUCCCUCAGUCUGUUUUUGAAAAUGUUUUAUUUGACUUUGCAAGGAUAAAAAAAUGAAAAAUAAAAUAUAAAUCCCAAUUCACCCACUGACUCGCUAUGUGUGAGCCUGAGCAAGUCACUUCACCUCCUUGUACUCUGUCCUUAGGAUGAGAUGUAAAACAAACGAGGUCCUAUUGGAAGUAACUCUGCAGCAGCAGCAGCAGCAGUUGUUGAUGCAUAGUUCACCCCCUUUGGAUAAAAGCGUCUGCUCAAUGACUAAUUCAUAAUAAUAAAAUAAUAAUGAUGACAGGAGCUGGGGUUCUUUAUAAAGUUUAGCCCCCUCUACGGGAUCCUCCAUCUCCCUCUCUCCCCUUCCAACAAGUCUCACUACAGCUUUGGGUUGCCCUCUACUGGACACAACAGAGUAUUGCACCUCUCUUUUCCACCUCAAUCACUUUUAAAUAAAAAUGCAAUUGUUUUGUGGUAUUAUUUGUGUAUAAUUUUGAAUAUAAACUACAGCUCCCAGCAUGCCCUGCACCAGCCGUGCUUGCUUGGGGUGUUGGGGGCUGUAGUUUAUUUUUAAAGUAAGCAGGUGGCUGGACAAAAGCAGUUUUGCACCCCCCCGCCUCCCCUGCACCAUAUAUCUGUAAGCAUCUCUAGAGAAGCUCUUAUCCGACUGUGAUGAAACUUUGCUAAAGACAUUCUUCAGCACAAGUUAGCGUGCAUAUCAGACUCUGUCUGUGCGUCCUUCCCUAAAGACUUUUACAUCUAGAGAAGAUCUGAUCCGAUUGCGAUGAAACUUGCUCAGGACCACCUUUGACAGAAGUUUCUGAGAUAAUAACGUAAUCUGGACUUUUCAGUGUGAUGAGAAUGAGCGGGAGGGAGAUUGAGAAUAAAAUGGUUUGGACUUGACUUUGUUUUUGUCCCCAGUGCUCCUGGAAGUAUGAUUAUUUUUUAACAGUAUUAUAUUACAUAUUUUUGUAUUGUGCUUUAGUAUUAUGAUGAUGAUGGUUUUGUAUUUUUUGUAUGCAAUACGUGUAUAGCUAUGCAAAAAAUAAAAAUAAAAAAGAAGUGUC
Messenger RNA from Acipenser ruthenus (sterlet), 1970 nucleotides. RefSeq names its product B-cell CLL/lymphoma 7 protein family member C-like. The coding region runs from base 146 to 865 and encodes 239 amino acids. The transcript has 6 exons. NCBI's taxonomy places the organism in Eukaryota, Metazoa, Chordata, Actinopteri, Acipenseriformes, Acipenseridae. The record is from RefSeq and is a predicted model, not a curated record.